AGCUUCAGCGAUAUUUGAAGCUGUUGACGGCUUCAUGAGCAUUGGCUGCAUUUGCCACUUGACAAAUCUUUGCGUGAAGGCCGGUGUGACGGCGCUGCCAUUUAAAGUAGAUGACGUUCUGGUGGAUGUGUUCUACUUUUUCCACCACAGCUCAAAGCGCAUUCAGGACUUCAAAGAAUUUCAGCAGUUUACAGAGGUCGAGGAGCAGCAGAUCUUGAAGCACUGUCCUACCUGUUGGCUGUCCCUAGAGAAAGUCUGCAACCGCCUGCUGAGCCAACUGCCGGCCUUGCGAAGCUACUUUGUCGGUCAUAAAGAUGUUGAGAAACCGGGCAAAGUCAAGUCGAUAAAUGACAGGCUACAGGAACCCCUGACUGAGCUGAUACUGUUGUUCCUGCAGUACAUAUUGCCAGUGCUCAAUCAGUUUAACAUCCUUUUUCAAGGGGAGGAUUGCAUGGUUGUCAGUCUCCUCCCUGAGAUGGACAGGCUUCUACGGAAGUUUGCUGUGAAGUUCUUGGAGCUGAAGCAUGUCAAGUCCUGCAGGAACCUUAGGGAAUUUGAUGUGGGCAACCAGGAGCUGCAGCAGUCCGAUGACAAGCUGGCAGUGGGGCCUGCAGUCAGAUCUCGCCUGGUGGAGCUAGAGGAAGACCUGGACGCAAAAACUGCCCAGGUCGUCUCCUCUGUCAGAGGAUUUUAUGAGGCUGCUGCCAGGAAGAUGAUGGAUAAAUUUCCGUUUGACAAUGAUGUGUUGGUCAAUCUUGCAGUGUUAGAUCCAUCUAAAAAGGAUGACCUGGACUAUAGCAGUGUUGUCAAUUUAACUUCCUCUUUUGGCUUUGACCUGGAGCAGUUGAAGGACGAGUGGAAGGACUUUCAGCUUAUGCCAGAUGAUGUUGUGCCAUGCAGGGCAAAUGAUGGCAAAAAAGUACCAAUAGCUGUAUAUUGGGGAAAGGUCUUGGAUGUAAAAGCUGCUCUGGGUGUUGCCAGGUUUCCAAUGCUGAAACAACUUUUUACUGCUUUGCUGUGCCUCCCACAGAGCGAUGCAGAUAGCGAGAGGGCUUUUUCAUUGGUUAGGAAAAUUCAUCCUGAGGACAGAAAAAAUACGGCUGCAGACACAUGAACUGCACAUCUGCAAAUUACAAU
This is a messenger RNA of Neoarius graeffei (lesser salmon catfish), 1137 nucleotides long. RefSeq lists its product as uncharacterized. The coding region runs from base 35 to 1114 and encodes 359 amino acids. The transcript has 3 exons. Lineage: Eukaryota; Metazoa; Chordata; Actinopteri; Siluriformes; Ariidae. The record is from RefSeq and is a predicted model, not a curated record.